GAUGAUGAAUGACUGCCUAAAAAUCCGUGUGGAGGAUCAGGGUAUUUACAUUUCACAGGUCAAAAACCAAUAAAGUUUGAGGAAAACGGUGUAUUUAGUUACAGUGUGUCGAACUCAAAGUCAGGGCUGUUUAGGAAUGCAACCGCAUAUCUUGGCUGUUUACAUGGCAAGUGUUGUGGAUGUUAUGGUCCACCAGGAGGAACAGAUAAUUACUGUGAUACAAAAUGUAACGCUAUCAAUGGUGGAUCGGUAAUCAGUGAUAAAAAUAUUUAUACCUGGAUCUGGGUAAGAUCCAGUCUUCCUAAGCGAAUCUGGGACAAAUGUAUGGAGUAUCAAAGUGAAGAUGAAUUUGGUCAGAUACAAUGGUACACCUUAAAGGGAGAUUCUGUCGUUCCUCAAAAGGGAAAAUGUCAGAAGAAAGACAAACCACGUUUAAAUAGUGGGGUUGUCGUUGUUUCUGAUAACAAAACUGCAGAAAAAGUUCCUCAAAUACCAGGAUUGUUGGAAUUUCGCCUGGAUCAAAAGGAACUUUAUGUUAGAGCAAACAAAUCAUGGAACAUUCUUCCACAGGAAAAAGAGAUCAACGGAAAAUUUACAAACUUGCAAAAAAAUCUGGAAGCAAAACUAAAUGAACUAAUGAAGAAAAUUGAGGAAACGGACGUUGAGUUAAAAAAGAAACUCAAUUCGAGCUACACAGAACUGAAAAAUGACAUGAAAACAACAGAUUCACAGUUUAAGAAAAAACUUACCAAUCUUGAAGCAGACUUUAAACAAAAACUCAACACAAAAUCUGCUGAACUGAACAAGAAGAUUAAUGAUGAAAAUACAAAAAUAAAGACGAAAUUGGUUUUUUCUAAAUCAAAUCAUAAAGAGAUCACUGGAGUAUGCGGAGGACAAUAUAGAUGGUUGACAAGCUCCACAAGGACGUAUAACUACAGAUCGAACAGCUACUGUGACUCAUCUUUAUCUGGUUGGUACAGAUUUGGAGGAAGUGCUGGAACUAUGAUGUUCUCAGGGUGUGUUAGAGGUGGUAGAAGCCGUUGUGGUUCAUAUUUUUCGGGACAUUUAACAGGAGGUCAUCCAGGAGUGAAUGAUGGGAUUGUUGAACGCGUUGUUUGUUUUUCUCAUCGUAGCGGUUCCUAUGAAUAUUGUUGUUUGUACAGACGUACAAUCAAAGUUCUCAACUGUGGCUCAUUUUAUGUUUACAAAUUGAAUGGAGUACCAACUUGCAACUCAAGAUAUUGUUCUACAGGAUGAAAAAAAGGGAAAUAACCAAGUAAUAAAAAAGCAAUUUGAAUUUAAAAUUAUGGUCAAUAUUUUCAAAAUGAUUAAAUAAAUGAUUCCAUUUAAUAUAUUUUAAAGUUAUGUUACAUGUACAAAAUGUUAUAAUGCAUUGGGUUAUUAAAAAUUUUGCAAAGAUUGCCUUUAA
Xenia sp. Carnegie-2017 is the source of this 1429-nucleotide messenger RNA. RefSeq names its product keratin, type II cytoskeletal 1-like. The coding region runs from base 325 to 1257 and encodes 310 amino acids. The record is from RefSeq and is a predicted model, not a curated record. The transcript has 7 exons. NCBI's taxonomy places the organism in Eukaryota, Metazoa, Cnidaria, Anthozoa, Malacalcyonacea, Xeniidae.